AUGUCUUCCUCUUUUGGUGAAGGAGACGAAAGUGUCUUCGAGCGUUUGCAACAGCGAGCAGACCCCAAGGUCUUGGAAGAGCAACAGCAGGCCGUGAAUGAGCGCAUGCAAGCUAUUUACCAAAAGGCCCAGAACCGACUUGCUGAAUUGAUCGACGAAAACUCGACCUUGCCCUGCACCAUAUCCUCUGUUCAAGUCACCAGUGCCCCUCAUACUCGACGAAGCUUCCUUGAGCGCAACUUGAGCCCGCUUUUGAGUGCAAACAAGGGUCGGCCGUACACACUGUCCGAAGCGUUACGGGAAGUGUCAGCUACCGCAGAUAAACUUGGACGUUUCGAUCUCUUCCACCAGCCUAUUUCGGUCUACUUGGACGAGUCGCAAGGCCAAGAUGGCAUGCGCAACAUCGAUGUCCAUCUGGCGACGCGAGAGAAGUCCCGCGUGCUGAUGAAGACCGGAACGGACUUGGGUAACGCUGAGGGCUCAGCCUACGGUAAUCUUCUCUGGCGCAAUGUCUUCGGUGGCGCCGAGACUUUGAACCUGAACGCUUCGCUCGGUACCCGGACACGGUCCGCUUACCAGGCUGCAUUCGAGACUCCCGUCUUGGGUGAUCCCGAUUUCCGCCUAGAAAUUGGCGGUAUUGCAAGCUCCACCCAGAAGUCUUGGGCAAGCCACGAGGAGGUUCUCAAGGGUGGCUGGAGCAAGCUCCGAUGGAUGUCCAAGUCAGGCCACCGUCACGAAUUUGGAUACAACGGUUUCUGGAGACAGCUUACUGGCCUUGCGGAAAACGCCUCCCCUACCGUCCGCGCGGAUGCAGGUGACAGCGUGAAAAGCAGCAUCUUCCAUAGCUGGGUUAAUGACCAGCGGGACAAUGCCCUUCUGCCAUCCCGUGGUUACUAUCUCAAGGCCUUCAACGAACUAGCCGGAUUUGGCCCGCUCAAGGGUGACGUCUCGUUCUGGAAGUCGGAAAUUGAGACACAGGGUGCCAUUCCUAUUCCGAUCCCAGGAAUUAAGGGUGACAGCGGUGUCAGCCUCACCACCGGUUUCCGUGCCGGUCUUCUUUGCCCUCUUGGACUGGAAUCCAAUCCCCGCCCUCAACUUUCCCGUGUCAAUGACCGCUUCCAGCUUGGAGGACCUACUGAUGUCCGUGGAUUCCGCCUCUGCGGUCUCGGUCCCCGUGAGGGCGUUGAUUCACUAGGCGGUGAUGUGUACGCCGCCGGAAGCGCCAAUCUACUAUUCCCGCUUCCUCGACUUGGCGCUGAGAAGCCUGUGCGGUUCCAGGCCUUUUUGAACGGUGGUCGCUUGCUUUCUCUGCAAACCUCACAGAAAGCCACUCCUACUACUAAUGGUGAGGUGCAGGAUGCCCUGGUGUCAAGUCUCUCUGAACUACAAAAUGGACUGCCCAGUGUCGCAGCUGGCUUCGGUGUUGUGUAUGCCCACCCUGUGGCUCGCUUUGAGCUUAACUUUUCCUUGCCUCUGGCGUUGCGAAAGGGCGAAGAAGGCCGCAAAGGGCUCCAGCUGGGCAUCGGUAUCAAUUUCCUUCACGGCAAUGGCCCAGUACUAUCCACAACAGCAGGGCUACGCCCCCAAGGCUCCGCACCACAGAAUCUCCAGUUCUUCCCUUCGACCUACUCCUCGGUUUCCGGUCACACAACCCCUUCACAAGCAUCUUAUGGCGCCGGCUUUGGUGGAGCUCCUAAUCCCUCUGCGCAGUCCUAUCCUGCCAGUAGUGGAUAUGGGGGUUUCGGGUCUCCGGCCGCUGGCGUCAGUGGACGGAUGGGCGAACAGGGCGGCUUGAGGACGGGUUGGUUGGCUGCGUUUGGGACGGAGGGGUACGAUGGUGAACCACCGUUGCUUGAGGAGUUGGGUGUCAACUUUGAACAUAUCCGGACCAAGACUCUGACUGUUCUGAAUCCCUUCGCCUCUAUCGAUAAUCAUCUUAUGGACGAUAGCGAUCUCUACGGAGCUCUGCUUUACAUUGUCUUAUACGGCACUUUCCUCCUCCUCUCAGGAAAAGUGUUCUACGGCUAUAUCUACGGUGUCGCCGUUUUCGGUACCGUCGCUUUGCAUCUGAUACUCAGCCUCAUGUCUCCUGCUCUCGACACUGUCCCAACUCCCAACGCCGCCGACCCUACCAACUACAACCCCCACCACAAACCCUCCAUGUCCGGUGCCUCGGCCGCGGGCCAUUUCUCUGCCACUCUGACCUUCCCUCGCUCGGCUAGCGUGUUGGGCUACUGCUUCCUUCCUUUGGUGCUUACCAGUCUGAUUGGUAUCCUAAUUCCAAUGGACACCAUGCUCGGCUAUCUCCUGACCAUUGCCGCUGUUGGCUGGUGCACAUACAGUUCGUCAGGGAUGUUCUGCGCUGUGGCGCGCAUGAGUGGCAUGAGGGGUCUCGUGGCGUAUCCAUUGGCUCUGUUCUAUGUUGUUUUUGGAAUCAUGGGUAUCUUCUCUUCGCGCGGCGCCAGCUCGCUGGCUGCGAAGACGGGUGCAGCUUGA
Penicillium verrucosum is the source of this 2496-nucleotide messenger RNA. Its product is annotated as Bacterial surface antigen (D15). Gene Ontology annotation, biological process: vesicle fusion with Golgi apparatus; endoplasmic reticulum to Golgi vesicle-mediated transport. The transcript has 6 exons. NCBI's taxonomy places the organism in Eukaryota, Fungi, Ascomycota, Eurotiomycetes, Eurotiales, Aspergillaceae. Bases 1 to 2496 code for a protein of 831 amino acids. The record is from RefSeq and is a predicted model, not a curated record. Gene Ontology annotation, cellular component: outer membrane; trans-Golgi network.